GUGUCUUUCUCAGGGCUCUUCACUGCCAUCGUCCUCAUGCUGGCCUGCUUGUGCUGUAAGAAGGGCGGCAUCGGGUUCAAGGAGUUUGAGAAUGCCGAAGGGGAUGAGCAUGCGGCCGACUUCUCGGCGCAGGGCUCCCCGGCCGCUGUGGCACAGAACGGGCCCGACGUGUACGUCCUGCCACUCACCGAGGUCUCCCUGCCCAUGGCCAAGCAGCCGGGGCGCUCAGUGCAGCUCCUCAGGUCCACAGACCUGGGCCGGCACAGCCUCCUGUACCUGAAGGAGAUCGGCCACGGCUGGUUCGGGAAGGUGUUCCUGGGGGAGGUGACCUCGGGUGUCAGCAGCACCCAGGUAGUGGUGAAGGAGUUGCAGGCGAGUGCCAGCGUGCAGGAGCAGAUGCAGUUUCUGGAGGAGGCGCAGCCCUACAGGGCCCUGCAGCAUAGCAACCUGCUCCAGUGCCUGGCCCAGUGCGCUGAGGUGACACCCUACCUGCUGGUGAUGGAGUUCUGUCCGCUGGGGGACCUCAAGGGUUACCUGCGGAGCUGCCGGGUGACAGAGUCUGUGGUGCCCGACCCCCUGACCCUGCAGCGCAUGGCCUGUGAGGUGGCCUGUGGCAUCGUGCACCUGCAUCGCAACAACUAUGUGCACAGCGACCUGGCCCUGCGGAAUUGCCUGCUCACAGCCGACCUGACAGUGAAGAUCGGCGACUACGGCCUGUCCCACUGCAAGUACAGAGAAGACUACUUCGUGACCGCUGACCAGCUGUGGGUGCCGCUGCGCUGGAUCGCGCCUGAGUUGGUGGACGAGGUGCACGGCAACCUGCUGGUGGUGGACCAGACCAGGGCCAGCAACGUGUGGUCCCUGGGAGUGACCAUCUGGGAGCUCUUUGAGCUGGGCACGCAGCCCUACCCUCACCACUCGGACCGGCAGGUGCUGGCUUACGCCAUCCGGGAGCAGCAGCUCAAGCUGCCCAAGCCCCAGCUGCCGCUGACCCUGUCUGACCGCUGGUACGAGGUGAUGCAGUUCUGCUGGCUGCAGCCUGAGCAGCGGCCCACGGCCGAGGAGGUGCACCUCUUGCUGUCCUACCUGUGUGCCAAGGGCGCCACCGAGGCGGAAGAGGACUUCCAGCGGCGCUGGCGGUCGCUGCAGCCGGGCGGGGGCGGUGCGGGCCCCGGGCCUGGGGCCACAGGCCCUGCACUGGGCAGCGCAGCUGAGCUCGCCGCCUCAUCCUUCCCAUUGCUGGAGCAGUUCGCAGGCGACGGCUUCCAUGUGGACGGCGACGAUGUGCUGACAGUAACUGAGACAAGACACGGCCUCAACUUUGAGUACAAAUGGGAGGCAGGCCGCGGCACCGAGCCUUUCCCGCCUCCGGGGGCCGCGCCCAGCCCGGGCCGCCCUGCGCACCUGCAGGAGCUGUGCACCCCCGACGGUGCGCCGCCCGGUGUGCUGCCCGUGCUCAGUGCGCACAGCCCCUCGCUGGGCAGCGAGUACUUCAUCCGCCUGGAGGAAACCGUGCCCGUUGCCGGCCAUGACUCUGACUGUGCCGGCUGCACCCCCAGCCUGUGCCCCGACGAUGCAGACGAUGACUCGGAGGGCAGCGCCACCACCUCUCUGGCCAUGGAGCCACUGCUGGGCCAUGCAGCGCCCACCUGCGACCACUCUCUGCACAGGAGCUGGCCCCGGGACCCCCUCUGCCCCUCGCCUGGACCCUCGAUGCUCACAGAACCGGGAGCAGAGAACGCGGACUGGGACUUGGCUGCCUUCUGCCCGCCCUUGUUUGAGGACCCGCUGGGAGCAUCCCCCUUGGGGAGCUCCAGGACCCAGCCGUCCCCAGGCGAGGAGGAGCUGGGGAAGGUGGAGGUGCAGAGGGCUGCCCAGCACAGACACUGGAGCUCCAACAUGUCGGCCAACAACAACAGCGGCACGCGUGACCCAGAGUCCUGGGACCCGGGCUACUCGGGCAGCUAUGCAGGAGACCGCCCCAGCCCCAAGCAGCCCCCACGGACCUCCCCUGAGCCAGCCCACCCACUGGCCCUGGAGGACCCCAGAGAGCCUCUGCUUCGGCCACAGGUGGCCUCUCCUGGCCAGGAGCCAGGUGGCUGCAUCCCCCUUCCCCACCUGUGCCCUGCACAAGGCCUGGUCCCCACCGCCGGCCUGGUCACAUCCCCCGGGAUGGAAGCAACUGUAAGUGGUGGCGGUGGCUGCCAGGCAGAGCCCAUGCUUGCCGAGGAGGCUGACGGCUCUGCAGGACCCCAGCUGCUCCCCCCCUCCAUCCCCUCCCCAUCCCAGGAGGGAGCACCGCUGCCCUCGGAGGAGGCCGGGGCCCCUGACUCCCUGCCCGCCUCACCCACGCCUGCUGCUGCUGAGCCAACCCGGACCCUCAGCAGCAGCAGCAGCUCCCCCGACAGCAGCAGCUCCCCCGAGCCAGAGGCCCCCAGCAGUGAAGACGAGGCCACUUCAGGUGUCUUCACUGACUUGUCCGGUGACGGCCCGCAGGCCGAGAAGCCAGAUGUGGGGCCGGCCUUCCACUCCCUGCAGAAGCAGGCGGGGACCCCCGACUCCCUCGACUCGCUGGACAUCCCGUCCUCAGCCAGCGACGGUGGCUGCGAGGGCUUCAGCCCAUUGGCCACUGGCACCCCUGGUGGGCAGCCCCGCGCCCUGGACAGCGGCUACGACACGGAGAACUACGAGUCCCCGGAGUUUGUGCUCAAAGAGGCACAUGAGCUGUGUGUGCCCGAGGCCUUCGGGGCGCCAGCCUCAGAAGGCGAGCUCCCCGCCUCCCCCGGGGGCCUCGGCGGGAAGAGCCCCCACCGAGACUCGGCCUACUUCUCAGACCUGGACGUGGAACCGGAAAAGGGCCGCGGCGACCAGUGCCCAGGGCCGGAGCAGGGACUGGAGAGUCCUCGGGGCCCCGGGCCGCUGUCUGUGCAGGCUCCCCUGGGGCUCGAGGAGCUGCUGCCCCGGGACGAGCCUCCCCCAGAGCCCAGCGGCUACCCCCACUGCCCCGGGCCGCAGCCCCCCGGGUCCCAAGGCCCGGCUGGCGCGCUGCCCGUGCCCAGUCCCCGACGCUCCAAGUUUUUCCUGCUGAGCUCAGAAGGCGACGGCGCCGAGCUCCAGGGGGCCCCGCGGGAG
Messenger RNA from Galeopterus variegatus (Sunda flying lemur), 3132 nucleotides. It is a transcript of the gene LMTK1, whose product is annotated as apoptosis-associated tyrosine kinase. The record is from RefSeq and is a predicted model, not a curated record. The annotation marks the transcript as partial. NCBI's taxonomy places the organism in Eukaryota, Metazoa, Chordata, Mammalia, Dermoptera, Cynocephalidae. Gene Ontology annotation, biological process: peptidyl-tyrosine autophosphorylation; brain development. Gene Ontology annotation, molecular function: protein tyrosine kinase activity; ATP binding. The transcript is spliced from 11 exons.